AUGAGGGCUCCAUCGUCCCAAGCAAGAACACAGUCCCGAUAUGCGGAUCAACCUACUCCCGCUCCGGAGUCGAAGUCGUCGUCCGGCACCCAUCAGAACUUGAGACGGCGUACGACGAUAGAUCUGCCUACAACAGGGCAUUGGGAGCUGGGAAAGACGGUCGGUGCUGGUAGCAUGGGCAAGGUCAAGCUGGCACGAAACAAGGAGACGGGAGAACAGGUGGCCGUGAAGAUUGUUCCAAGAGGUGCAACGGAGGCUGAACAUCGAACACCACAAGAGCGAGAGCGUGCUGAGCAUAGCAAGGAGAUUCGGACAGCUCGGGAGGCUGCUAUUGUCACACUGGUCGACCACCCAUAUAUCUGCGGCAUGCGGGAUGUGCUACGGACAAACUACCAUUGGUACAUGUUGUUUGAAUAUGUGAACGGAGGGCAAAUGCUGGACUACAUAAUCAGCCAUGGACGAUUAAAGGAGAAGCAAGCACGGAAGUUUGGACGACAGAUUGCGAGUGCACUGGAUUACUGCCAUCGCAACAGCAUCGUGCACCGCGAUCUCAAGAUUGAGAACAUCCUCAUCAGCAAGACGGGUGACAUCAAGAUCAUCGAUUUUGGUCUUUCCAACUUGUUCAGCCCGCGGAACACACUGAAGACUUUCUGCGGAAGUCUGUACUUCGCCGCACCGGAGCUAUUACAAGCGAAGCAAUAUACCGGACCGGAGGUGGACGUGUGGAGCUUUGGUAUUGUGCUGUACGUUCUCGUGUGCGGUAAGGUGCCAUUCGACGAUCAGAGCAUGCCGCAGCUCCAUGCAAAGAUCAAGAAGGGUGUGGUGGAGUACCCGCCAUGGUUGAGCUUUGAAUGCCGAACUCUGAUUGCACGCAUGCUCACCACAAAUCCCAACGAUCGGGCAACUCUACAAGAAAUCAUGACACAUCCAUGGAUGGUCAAAGGUUUCAAUGGACCGCCGGAGACAUACCUUCCACAACGAAAGCCUUUACAGCUCCCUCUGGACGCCGCCGUGAUUGAUAAGAUGACUGGAUUCGACUUUGGCGAUGCGGAGACAAUCACUUCCCAGCUGACGAAAGUCCUGGAGUCCGAGGACUAUCAGCGUGCUAUACGACUAUCAGAGAGAAGAAGUGUGAUGCAACCCCAGGACACAGAUCAGAAGCGCGGCGUGUUCAACUUCUACAAGCGGAGGAGCUCAGCCACGAGCAGGGACACCCUCAACGCACCUUCGAACGAAGCACUGCAGAUUGGAUCAGACCCGACCAAUGCUUAUCACCCACUGAUUUCAAUAUACUACCUGGCUCAGGAGAAGAUUGAGCGAGAAGCAAGGGAGAAGAAUCCCGGCGCUCUUGCCCUGCCACCACUCUCGGGUGAGAACCCGUUGCAAGUGCCGGAUCUUGCGGCACCUGCGGCUGCAUACACCAACCCAAUGUCAUACGAACUCGCCGGUGAAAAGCCGACGGGUGGGAGGUCUCGGCCUCGAGCCCGCACUCAGGGUGAGGACGAUCUACCUCAAGCGAUGCAGAAUGCCAGUCUCAAUACCACACCGAAAAUCGUCGAGCCAGACCAGAAGAACCAUGGUCGGAAAGAGAGCACGACCGGCGGCAUUUUCCGACGAUUCAGUAAGCGCGAGAAGAGCGAGAGGCCUAGUCGUCCACCUGCAUCUCUCGACAAAUACUCGACGCCAGAGACGCCUCGAAAGAGCUUCAGUAUGCGCCGCACGCGUGAUGCGAGCCAGACACGGGAGAGCACGCGACCGGAAACCUCUGCCAGCAAGCAGAGUGAAUACCUUGCACCACCGUUGUCAGACGCCACAAAUGAGCAACAAGGCCAACAGCAGCAACAACAACCUCCACCGCAAAGCACCAAGCGAUCCCAUGGUCUUGGCAGAUCUGUUAGUGUCAACUCCAGCGACAUCAGGAGACGCUUGAGCCGUCGCGGUGUGUCUGAAGGAACAUCUGCAGCUAGACAGCGAGCUGCUGCGCCCACACCUGCAGUAGAGCGCAAGGUGUCUUUCGAUCGGAAUCCAAGCAGCAACCAAGGAGCUCAAUCCGACGCCGAGUCGAGCCGCAACGCAACCAACAUUGCCAGCCGUGCCAAGUCCAUGGGUCAUUCCCGGAAAGAAAGCAUGCAAUUCCGCCGCGCUCGCCGAGACAACACCAGGACAGCGGACGUGCCGGAAGAGACAGACCAAGACAUGCUGGGCCAAGUGGACAGCAAAGAACACGGCUCCGGCAGCCCCAGCGGCAUGAAACCCGUCUUCCUCAAAGGUCUCUUCAGCGUCUCCACCACAAGCAGCAAACCCGUCGCCUUCAUCCGCUCCGACCUCAUCCGCGUCCUCCGCGACCUUGGCGUCGAGUUCCGGGAAAUCCGCGGCGGCUUCGCAUGUCGCCACGCUCCCAGCAUCAAACCCACCGCCGCCGACGAAACCACCCCUCCCGAGUCCUCUGAAACACCUGCCACCACCCACCGCCGCAAAGUCUCCUUCGGCGGUUUCCGUGGCGCCAGCGCCGAGCAACAACCGAGUUCCAGCUCCGGCGGCGCAGCAGCAGCACCCAACACUCCCCGCCAGAAGGCCUCAUACCCGCAAUCCGAGGAGGACUCCGAAGAGGACCCGCCCGCAAACCGCGGAGGAGUGCGUCCUGCGGGUGAGACGACGACGCAGGUCCAGUCGGAUUUGGGCGAGCAGAUGACGUUGCGGUUUGAGAUUUUCGUGGUCAAAGUCCCAUUGUUGAGUUUGCAUGGGAUUCAGUUCAAGAAGGUAGAUGGCGGGACGUGGCAGUAUAAGAAUAUGGCGCAGAAGGUGCUGGGGGAGUUGAGGUUGUAG
Messenger RNA from Zymoseptoria tritici IPO323, 2826 nucleotides. RefSeq lists its product as uncharacterized. Gene Ontology annotation, molecular function: protein serine/threonine kinase activity; tau-protein kinase activity; ATP binding. NCBI's taxonomy places the organism in Eukaryota, Fungi, Ascomycota, Dothideomycetes, Mycosphaerellales, Mycosphaerellaceae. Gene Ontology annotation, biological process: protein phosphorylation; microtubule cytoskeleton organization; intracellular signal transduction. The coding region runs from base 1 to 2826 and encodes 941 amino acids. The record is from RefSeq and is a predicted model, not a curated record. The transcript is spliced from 2 exons. Gene Ontology annotation, cellular component: cytoplasm.